Molecule: messenger RNA, 2605 nt
Organism: Poeciliopsis prolifica (blackstripe livebearer)
Lineage: Eukaryota; Metazoa; Chordata; Actinopteri; Cyprinodontiformes; Poeciliidae
Gene: asmtl
Product: acetylserotonin O-methyltransferase-like
Exons: 15
Coding region: 100-2010 (636 amino acids)
Molecular function (GO): O-methyltransferase activity; nucleoside triphosphate diphosphatase activity
Source: RefSeq, a predicted model, not a curated record
CUACGUCAUCACUUUGCAGCCGUCAUUCGGGUUAUGUUAGCAAGCUGCUCUUUCCAUGUUUCCUGGCUUCUGAAGGUCAGCUGAACUCUUAAGGCCACCAUGGUGCUAAAUCCAGUCAUUUCUAAGCUCUCUGGUAAACUGGUUGUACUGGCCAGUUCCUCUCCUAGGAGACUGGAGAUACUCCGCAAUGCGGGUUUACGUUUUGAGGUGGUGCCGUCUUGGUUUAAAGAAACUCUCGAUAAACGACUUUUCAAAGCCCCUCAGGAGUAUGCUGUUGAGACAGCCAAGCAGAAGGCCCUGGAGGUGGCCAGGAGGAUGCCUAUUAAACACUUGAAAACUCCUGACAUGGUGAUCGGAGCAGACACAAUUGUGUCUGUCGAUGGUAUGAUUCUGGAAAAGCCGGUGGACAAACAGGAUGCAUACAGGAUGCUGUCUAGUUUGAGUGGUAAAGAGCAUAGUGUAUUUACUGGAGUUGCCGUUGUCUUGUGUCAUGAAAAAGACGAUGAUGAAGUGGACUACCAGUUGAUAGAUUUCUAUGAAGAAACUAAGGUUAAGUUUGCUGAUCUCUCACAAGAUAUGCUAUGGGAGUAUGUCAAUAGUGGUGAGCCCAUGGACAAAGCUGGUGGCUACGGCAUUCAAGCUCUCGGCGGCAUGCUGGUGGAGUACGUCCACGGAGACUUCUUAAACGUUGUCGGGUUUCCCCUCAACCACUUCUGCAAACAAUUAGACAUUAUUUUCAACCACUGCUCUUUCGACAACCCUAAGACAACCAAAUCUGCCUACCGUCAUUCCACCCCAAUUGUAAUUGAGCAGAAAGACACCUCCACAUCCAUCCCUAGACCCAGCAGCCCUUCGGCCAGCCCGCUUCAUAAGGUGAAAAAAAAAGACAGAGAAAACGAGGCAAAGGUCAAUAGCUUGUCGAAACAGGAUGCUGGAGAAACCAAGCUUCAUAAUUCUGAAAGUAUCAUAAUGAGGAGUAGAGAUGGAGCCGUCAUUGAUCAAACCGAGCCUAAAAAGAGAGACCUGGAGUUGAUUUAUGAGCUAAUGGAUGGAUUCAAAGCCUCAAAGGCACUGUUCACAGCAUCGAAGUUCUGCCUGUUUGACGUUCUGCACAAGAAGCCUGGGCUGAACGCAGAGCAGAUAGCCCAGGAGAUCAAAGCCUCUGUGAAGGGGACAGAGACGCUGCUGGAAGCUUGCGUAUCUCUGGGACUGCUGAAGACCAAAGAUACAACAGGACGCCCAAAACCUGGAUUUGAGAACACAGACGCGGCCUCAUGUUUCCUGCGCUCAGAUUCUUGUUUGUCGCUGCACGCCUACAUUCAACACUGUAAUGACACAUUGUGGCCCAUUUUCUCUCACCUCGAAAGCGGGGUGCGGGUGGGAACUAGCCAGCGUGGGAAGGUCAAAGCAUCUACAGAGAUUUGUGAGGAAGCCAAACUGAGAUUCAUGCAUGCCAUGCACAGCUCUGCCAAAGUCGCAGCUCCGGCCGUGGCAACGGCCUUUGACCUAUCCAGCUACAAAACAGCCUGCGACGUGGGGGGAUGCACUGGCGCCAUCGCGUACGAGUUGAUUAAAAUCCACCCCGACCUGUCUGUAGCUGUGCUCGAUUUGCCUGCCGUAGUGGAGAUGAGUGCAACGUUUCAGCGGCAGCACACAGACAAAAGGGUCACUUUCAAAGCUGGAGACUUCUUGAAGGACGAAUUGCCGAAAGCAGACCUGUACAUCCUGGUGAGGAUUCUCCAUGAUCUGACCGAUGACAAGCUGCAUAUUCUGCUGAGGAGAAUUUCAGAUGCAUGCACUCCAGGCUGCGGCCUCCUGCUGAGCGAGAUCUUUCUGGAUGAAAACAGAAGCGGCCCGAGCCGAGGGCUGCUGCAGGCUCUCAGCAUGAGCGAGGGGAAACAGCGAAGUGCGGCGGAGUACAGUCGGCUUUUAAAGGGUCACGGUUUCAUAACGGCACAAGUGAAACACACCAACAGCCUUCUGGAUGCAAUGCUGUGCACCAAAGCGUAACAGACUUGCACCUUUACCUACAUUUAAAGCUUUGUGAUGUAGGUCGUCAUUCAACCUUGCCAAUAUUAAACACUUAACUUUUCUCCUGUUUUUUGUUCAAUAUGAAAACAAGUAAAAGAUUUCCUAAUUUCAGGCUGAACACUUUAUGUAUAAGAUGUCAGAUUUUGUACUAUUCAAUUCUGAAGAUUAUUCAAUUAAGAUUAUUCUAUGAUGCCAACUCCAAAUAUGAAGACAUUUAUAGCUGCAUGUCCUUCCGUAACACUUUCCUGUAUCCAAUAACUUUAUCCAGACUUUGAAAAAAAUAAAAUUAUUCAUCAAACGUUUUGUUACAUAAUGAGUCUUUUUGCAACUAUAUCUGCUGGAAGUAAUAUUUGCUUUGAUUCAAUAAAAUUGCCUUAUGUCACAAAUAAGGUUGGGAAAUGUGUAGCAGUAGAAUUUAUGUAUUGCACUUAAACUCAAAUAAUAGGAGCAUGUUGCACAUUUGAAAAUAAUUAGUAUUAGAAUAAUAUAAUCUGAAUGGAGAGCAAAAAUUUUGUCAAGUAACAUUUUUUUUAACUUGUUAAUGUUUAAAAAUGUAAGGACAGUCUGCAAAAAA